GUUUUCUUGCUCUCAUCUCGUAGAGUGUCUGUGUGAGUGUGGGGUGGAGGCAGUGGUGUGACCGACUGUGCGUGUGUGUGUGUGUGUGUGUCUCCCUCUGCGCUGUGCUGUGUCCUUGUCCCUGCCUCCUGGCAGCGAGGAGCCACCCAGCAGCCGGUCUGUGAUUGGGCAGGGGAGUGGGGUUCUUGACACAGCGUGGUGCUGACUGCUUUGGGACGUGUUUCAACAGAUGGUCGAGGUUAGAGAGUGUCAUCACAUUGGGGAGAGGAUUAGAGGAGAGAGGUUGUCUUCCAGGAGCUGUGUGGUCCCCCCUACUCUUGAAACCAAGUCCCAGCACGAAGAUACAAACCCCUCCAUGAGCAAAGGCAGAUCUGGUCAAGAAGCGUGGGGAUAAAACUGAGAGGAAUCGUAUCCUUGCCUCUCAGUCAGCCAGCACUUUUCUCUCCUGCCUUCCAGUCCAUCACUGCUGCAAGAGCUGCACAAGAGUGAGUGAGUGGCCUGGCUGGUUCUCUCUCUCCCCUUCUCUCCAUUAAUCUCCUCCAUCUACCCAUCCUCUGGCCUGUUGUUUCAGUCACCAUGCUGAUUCACUGGCUGUCCUGGUUGGCCCUCCUGUCGCUGGAUUGGGCUCCAGGCAGCUGGGCCUUCACCACCACCAGGGCUCAGGGCCUCAGGGGCCGCAUUCAGAGAGACCGCAGAAACAUCCGGCCCAACAUCAUCCUCAUCAUGACUGACGACCAGGAUGUUGAGUUGGGUUCUCUACAGGUAAUGAAUAAAACCCGCAAGAUCAUGGAGGAUGGUGGCACUUCUUUCACCAAUGCCUUUGUCACCACACCCAUGUGCUGCCCGUCACGUUCUUCCAUGCUGACGGGCAAGUAUGUCCACAACCACAACACCUACACCAACAAUGAGAACUGUUCCUCCCCUUCCUGGCAAGCUCAGCAUGAGCCGCGCUCCUUUGCAGUCUACCUCAAUGAAACUGGCUAUAGAACAGCUUUCUUCGGCAAGUACCUCAAUGAGUACAAUGGCAGCUACAUCCCACCUGGGUGGCGCGAAUGGGUUGGAUUGAUCAAAAAUUCCCGCUUCUAUAAUUAUACUGUCUGUCGGAAUGGUUACAAGGAGAAACAUGGUGCUGAUUAUGCCAAGGACUAUUUCACUGACCUAAUCACCAACGACAGCAUCAGCUUCUUCCGCAUGUCCAAGAAGAUGUAUCCGCACCGUCCCGUGAUGAUGGUCGUCAGUCACGCUGCUCCUCACGGCCCAGAAGACUCGGCGCCACAGUAUGCCGAAUUCUUCCCGAAUGCUUCGCAGCACAUCACCCCGAGCUACAACUAUGCCCCCAAUAUGGACAAACAUUGGAUCAUGCAGUACACAGGCCCCAUGAAACCGAUCCACAUGGAGUUCACCAACUUCCUGCAUCGGAAAAGGCUACAGACGCUUAUGUCUGUGGAUGAUUCAGUGCAGAAGAUUUAUGACAUGUUGGAGGAAACUGGCGAACUGGACAACACUUACAUCAUUUAUACAGCAGACCACGGAUACCACAUUGGUCAGUUCGGGUUGGUCAAGGGCAAGUCAAUGCCUUAUGAUUUUGAUAUCCGUGUACCGUUUUUCAUGAGAGGACCGAAUGUGGAGCCUGGGGCAGUAAACCCUCAUCUGGUGCUAAACAUUGACCUGGCUCCCACAUUUCUCCACAUUGCUGGACUGGAGAUCCCUCCAGACAUGGAUGGAAAGCCCAUCCUUAAAUUGCUGGAACAGGAACGGACUGGCAACAGAUUCAAACCAAACCGGAAACCCAAAGUCUGGAGAGACACAUUCCUUGUGGAGCGAGGGAAGAUCCUGAGAAAAAAGGACGACUCAGCGAGUACUCAACACAGCAACAGUCUCCCCAAGUACAAGAAGGUCAGAGAGACUUGCCAGCAGGCUGAAUUCCAGACACCGUGUGAACAGCCCGGACAGAAAUGGCACUGCGUUGAGGAGAUCACAGGGAAGUGGAGGAUACAGAAGUGUAAAGGUGGUUCCAAAGAAGGCUCCAGGAAGAGAGCCCGCAGCCUAAAGCCCCGUGACAGUUACGACAAAAGGGAGAGGGCCUGCGACUGUGGAGACGCACAGUAUAAACGAUCCAAGACCGAACGCCGCUCCCACCGACAGUUUCCUUCCUCAACAAGCCGCCGUUAUCGCCCACGCUUCGUCCACACUCGACCUGCCAGGUCUCUGUCUGUGGAGUUUGAAGGUCAAAUAUAUGAUAUUGACCUUCAGGCAGAUGAUCAGUCAGCUGUCCGUCCUCGUGUCAUCUCCAAGCGUCACUACAACCCAGAGGAACCAGAAUAUGAGUUGGGGUCUGACGACGGUUCAGAGGAAAUGCUGGCAGAUGAUACAAAUGCAGUCGGAUACCUGAACUCUGUGAAAGUUACCCACAAGUGUUACAUCCUCGUGAACGACAGCGUCCACUGCGAGAGAGAAAUCUACCAGUCCCCCAGAGCGUGGAAGGAUCAUAAGAGCUAUGUGGACCAGGAGAUUGAAGCACUUCAAGAAAAAAUGAAAAAACUGCGAGAAGUAAGAGGUCAUCUGAAGAGGACACGGCCAGAUGAUUGUGACUGUGGAAAGAAGAGCUAUUAUAGCAAAGGACACAGAAACAAGGCAGAGAGAUUGAAGAGCAGGAAUGAUCAACUCCAUCCGUUUAAAGAGGCUGCGCGGGACAUAGACGGGAAGGCCCAGUUGUACAACGAGAUCCGCAGGAGAAAGAAGGAAAGGAAGGAGAAGAAGCGCCAGAGGAAUGGCGACGACUGCAGCCUUCCAGGCCUCACUUGCUUCACGCAUAACAAUGACCACUGGCAGACGGCUCCCUUCUGGACACUGGGGGCAUUCUGUGCGUGCACCAGCUCCAACAACAACACGUACUGGUGCCUGCGAACAAUCAACGAGACCCACAACACGCUCUUCUGCGAAUUCUCCACCGGCUUCCUGGAGUACUUUGACCUCAACAGUGACCCCUACCAGCUUACCAACGCAGUAUAUGCAGUGGAUCGAGAGGUGCUGAACACACUCCAUGCCCAGCUCAUGGAGAUGAGGAGUUGUCAAGGAUACAAGCAGUGUAACCCUCGCCCUAAAGGCUUGGAUACAGCACGCAGCCAAUAUGGGAAGGACAACAAGGUUAAGCUACCCAACUUGACAGAUGAGGAGGUGAACUGGCAGGGACUGGAGGAUUUGUAUAGCAUAAACGAAAGCCUGUAUGAAUGUAGGCCUGACUACAGCCCCAGCCCAGAGAAUUGGGACAACUUCCAGAAGGAUGUAGAUAAAAUGUUUGCACUGCGACACGUUUUUAACAACCAAACCCAUAAGCUUGACGACUCCAUCCUGCCAGAGCUGGGCUCCGGGGCCGGGGGUGGAGGGCUUGAAGUGGGCAGUGGAGAAGAGCUGGCUUCUGCCAGUGACGUCUGGCCGGGCUUAGUCACAGAGACUCGCCUCACCACCCCCAUCCCCAGCAAAAUACCAUCGGCACGACCCACACCCAGGCCCACAUUGGAACAGAAACUGGAGCCUGCUGUCAACGACCUUCCCGAGAGGCUUGUAAGCGGACCUGAGACGUCCGUUAUGUCAAAAUCAGCAGUGAUAUCAUCACCAGGUCUGAGUAGAGGCAGGGAUGUCCUCCACAGCGAUACGUGGGCGCAGCUGCUUGAGGAGAUUGAAGGCGAAACGUUUAGCGGGAAUGGGCUGACAGAACUCGAAACGCGACACGAUGAUCUCUUGCUUACUCACAACAGCCUGCGAGCCCAGCUAGAACUCGGCCCCGGUCACCGAAAGACCAUCAGCCCGCAGAGUCUUAGUCAUAACCUGGACCCUGAAGAAGAGGAUGAUAUUUUCCACGCCCAAGGCUUUCUCCCUUUUGUCUCGCAGACUCUGAGGCCUAAGGUCCAAGCUGGCACCACAGGGAGCCCUCCCACCACCACCAUCCCCACCACACAGACUAGCACACAGAGUGUCAGGGUGGUGCUGCCUCAGUCAGCUCUGCCCAUCACCUUGGACUACGAGGCCAGCGGCUCUCUGCCUCAACCCUCCAGUCAGACCCUCUGAGGCAGACUCACGCUCUGGCCAGCCAGCCAAUAAACUUCCGGUCACCAUAAAGACACGGUGAUUAAGGAGCGCUAGCCAAGAGCGAAGCAAAAAGAAUAAUGCCACCUCAGUCAGUCAGAGUUGUAUAAUGAGUAUUAAAGUUAUUGUUUAUUUUUUUACUGUUGCCUACAAUUAUUAGUAAACAGUGUUAUGUUUCUUUUUCCUCAUAUAUAUAUCCCCCUUAAUGCAGCUAAACUUAAGUGUUGGAAUUAAAAAUGCUGAAUUCCACAUGGAUAACAACACCAUUAAUGUUUUUAAUAUGCUUUUAUGAAAAACGGUGUGAGUGGUUAAACCAUCUCUAAAUGGGUGAUUAGCAUCGAGUUAGUUACGCUCCAUUCAU
Molecule: messenger RNA, 4447 nt
Organism: Pundamilia nyererei
Lineage: Eukaryota; Metazoa; Chordata; Actinopteri; Cichliformes; Cichlidae
Gene: sulf1
Product: sulfatase 1
Exons: 19
Coding region: 577-4068 (1163 amino acids)
Biological process (GO): heparan sulfate proteoglycan metabolic process; positive regulation of vascular endothelial growth factor production; glomerular basement membrane development
Cellular component (GO): Golgi apparatus; plasma membrane; cell surface
Molecular function (GO): calcium ion binding; N-acetylglucosamine-6-sulfatase activity; glycosaminoglycan binding
Source: RefSeq, a predicted model, not a curated record